Messenger RNA from Aquila chrysaetos chrysaetos, 2515 nucleotides. RefSeq names its product heat shock protein family A (Hsp70) member 5 (gene HSPA5). The record is from RefSeq and is a predicted model, not a curated record. The coding region runs from base 16 to 2190 and encodes 724 amino acids. Gene Ontology annotation, biological process: protein refolding; cellular response to unfolded protein; endoplasmic reticulum unfolded protein response. The transcript has 9 exons. Gene Ontology annotation, cellular component: cytoplasm; nucleus; membrane. Lineage: Eukaryota; Metazoa; Chordata; Aves; Accipitriformes; Accipitridae. Gene Ontology annotation, molecular function: ATP-dependent protein folding chaperone; ATP binding; misfolded protein binding.
GGGGGCGCGCCAGGCAUGUCAGAGGGACCGCCCGAUUCUCGCCAAUCAAGGAAGGCCAGCUUAGAAGCAGCCGACCAAUGGGAAAGCUCCAGCGAGGGCGCCGCAGCCAAUGGCGAGCCUCCACGAAGGAGUAACGGAAGGUAUAUAAGGGCGGGCGGCGCGGCCUGGGCAUUCAGCGGCGGUUGGGGGCGCGGCGGGUCCGUAGGUGACGGGUGGCGCGGGCGAGCGGUCGGCAUGAGGCACCUCCUGUGGGCGCUGCUGCUGCUGGGCGCGGCGCGGGCGGAGGAAGAGGAGAAGAAGGAGGACGUGGGCACGGUGGUGGGCAUCGAUCUCGGUACCACCUACUCCUGCGUGGGCGUUUUCAAGAAUGGCCGCGUGGAAAUCAUCGCCAAUGACCAGGGGAACCGCAUCACGCCGUCCUACGUGGCGUUCACGCCCGAGGGGGAACGCUUGAUCGGGGAUGCUGCCAAGAACCAGCUUACAUCCAACCCUGAGAACACCGUGUUUGAUGCCAAGCGGCUCAUCGGCCGCACCUGGAACGACCCUUCUGUGCAGCAGGACAUCAAGUACCUGCCGUUCAAGGUUGUUGAAAAGAAAGCCAAGCCCCAUAUUCAAGUUGAUGUUGGAGGUGGACAGACAAAAACAUUUGCUCCUGAAGAAAUUUCUGCUAUGGUCCUGACAAAGAUGAAGGAAACUGCUGAGGCUUACUUGGGGAAGAAAGUUACCCAUGCUGUUGUUACUGUGCCAGCCUACUUCAAUGAUGCUCAGCGUCAGGCUACGAAAGAUGCUGGUACUAUUGCUGGGUUGAAUGUGAUGCGAAUCAUCAAUGAGCCAACGGCUGCUGCCAUUGCUUAUGGAUUGGACAAGAGAGAGGGUGAGAAGAACAUCCUUGUGUUUGACUUGGGUGGUGGAACUUUUGAUGUCUCCCUCCUCACAAUUGACAAUGGAGUCUUCGAAGUUGUGGCUACUAAUGGUGACACUCACCUGGGUGGAGAAGACUUUGACCAACGUGUUAUGGAACACUUUAUCAAACUCUACAAGAAGAAAACUGGAAAAGAUGUCAGGAAGGAUAACAGAGCUGUGCAGAAGUUAAGACGGGAAGUGGAGAAAGCAAAGCGAGCCUUGUCAUCUCAGCACCAGGCUAGAAUUGAAAUAGAAUCCUUCUUUGAAGGAGAGGAUUUCUCAGAGACACUUACUCGAGCCAAGUUUGAGGAGCUGAACAUGGACCUGUUCCGUUCCACUAUGAAACCUGUUCAGAAAGUUCUGGAAGAUUCUGACCUAAAGAAGUCUGACAUUGAUGAGAUUGUUCUUGUUGGUGGCUCUACUCGCAUCCCCAAAAUACAGCAACUAGUUAAAGAGUUCUUCAAUGGGAAAGAGCCAUCUCGUGGCAUUAAUCCAGAUGAGGCUGUAGCCUAUGGUGCGGCUGUCCAGGCUGGUGUUCUCUCUGGGGACCAAGAUACAGGUGACUUGGUACUGCUUGAUGUCUGUCCUCUGACACUUGGCAUUGAGACUGUUGGAGGUGUAAUGACUAAACUGAUCCCAAGAAAUACUGUUGUUCCCACAAAGAAGUCUCAGAUCUUCUCCACAGCUUCUGACAAUCAGCCAACUGUGACAAUCAAGGUCUAUGAAGGUGAGCGUCCCCUCACCAAGGAUAACCAUCUUCUGGGAACAUUUGAUCUCACUGGAAUCCCUCCUGCCCCUCGUGGUGUCCCCCAGAUUGAAGUCACAUUUGAAAUAGAUGUGAACGGAAUCCUCCGUGUCACAGCUGAAGACAAGGGCACUGGGAACAAAAACAAGAUCACGAUUACAAAUGACCAGAACCGGCUGACACCAGAAGAGAUUGAGAGGAUGGUUAAUGAUGCUGAGAAGUUUGCGGAGGAAGACAAGAAGCUUAAGGAACGCAUUGAUGCCCGGAAUGAGCUGGAAAGCUAUGCCUAUUCUCUGAAGAAUCAGAUUGGGGAUAAAGAGAAGCUGGGUGGUAAGCUGUCAUCUGAAGACAAAGAAACAAUAGAGAAAGCAGUUGAGGAAAAGAUUGAGUGGCUCGAAAGCCAUCAAGAUGCAGACAUUGAAGACUUCAAAGCGAAAAAGAAGGAGCUGGAGGAAGUUGUGCAGCCAAUUGUUAGCAAGCUCUAUGGAAGUGCAGGCCCUCCCCCUGGUGAAGAGGAAGCAGCAGAGAAGGAUGAGUUGUAGAUACUGGCAUUGCCAAAUGUUGUGUGUGUAUAUAUUGGACUCAGGAACACUUGUUUAAAAUAUUGAACUCUUAAUUUGGAAUGUAACUUUGAAUCUUCACUCGUGAGUGGAGCUGGAAACGCUAGCCCAAAGUGGCUGUAUACUGCUUUUCGUUAGCAGUUGCUCGAUGUCUGGGGAGGGAAGGGUAGUGGGGGGGAGUGUAAAUGCGAAAUGGGUUUAGAAGUAUUGGCAGUGGAAGCAUCCUAUUUAACAACUUGGUCAUGUGAAUUUGGUGUAGAACUUUUCUACCUGAAGUGACCACAAUAAAUUUGCUAUUUACACUGGA